CGAGAAUAGCCGCUAGAAUCCUUCAGUGUGAGCGUGUGAAGCCAGUCAUCAAAGAGGCAAAAGGCCAAUGGCAGCCUGGAACCUCGGCUUGUUGGGGGUUGCUUUUAUUCCGCGAACUAUUACGUUGUUCUUUUGCAAUUUUCUCGCCUGAUGUCCCAUGGAAAUGGUUGAGCACAUGAUGGGCCGUGGUUCGGCAACGCCAAGUCCCCAGUACUUGGGGGUAACCCCGGAUUCGCCGCGCGAUGUUCCGCCUUUUCCAAGGGCCUUCCAUGGGGCCUCAGGGCUGCCAGCGAUGCCAAAUCUCGCUCCCCCCUUGCUCCCCCGUCAGCGGCCUGCCUACUGCGGUAAACCUCCUGAAGGGCUGCUGGAGGUGCCAGCGGAGCGAGUCAAACCCGGAAUGGAGAGUACAGCGCAGGUACCCUGUACAUUGUCCUUGCCGGGCACGCCCCCCACAGCGCUUGUCAAACGGAUGAAUUUCGCCCAAGCCUUGGAUCAUGUGCCUGCAGCCGAAGCGCAGCUUGUUGGAUCAACGGACAAGCAGCACGUUCUCAACAAUUGGCGGCCCGCUUUGCCACCUUUUCCCCGUGGGAUUCCUUAUAUGUGUAUAUGUGUAUUAUAAUAUCGCGGUUUGCCCUUCCUCGCCCGCUUAAACCUCACGAUCCUCUCGAUCUGCGGCGCAUGUUUCAGCGGCCAUUGCGUGCAUUUCUGGUGACGGACCGCCGACGCAUCGCCCAAAAGUGUCCAUAAUUUCACAUGCCAGGGAAGCGCGCCGUCUGAAACCGACGUCACCACCGGGCAUCCCAACAAAGA
Messenger RNA from Trichoderma harzianum CBS 226.95, 810 nucleotides. RefSeq lists its product as hypothetical. The coding region runs from base 158 to 619 and encodes 153 amino acids. The record is from RefSeq and is a predicted model, not a curated record. NCBI's taxonomy places the organism in Eukaryota, Fungi, Ascomycota, Sordariomycetes, Hypocreales, Hypocreaceae. The transcript has a single exon.